GAGAUCACGGGCAUAAACCAAACUAUAUUUAAGAGAUCAUGGUAGCCUUCCCUGAUCAAGCGGGCUGGUCAUAGUCAGACAACCAAAAAUAAUGAGCGUUGCCAGCUUGGACCUAUCUACAUCAUCACUGCUUCACAAAGGUUUGACCUUACCACUGCUAGGCUACUUGGUCUACAAGCUUUUCGAUGAGUCGGCAAGAUCUGUGGUGAAGGAGACGCUUGCUGGGCCUUUCCGUGGUGGCUCGAAGGAGUCAAAGGCUAACGGGACAUCCAAGCCGGUGUCGGUCACUACCAAGAUCCAUGGUGGGAUUGAAACGCCAGUUUUUGAAGAGCUUCAGAUUACUCCAUCAGAUCCCGAGAUUCAAUGGAGCGAGAAAGAGCCAUUGAGAUACAGACCUUUCAAGAAGGGCGAGUAUAAGAUGGUGAUGGGUAUCCGGAACCUGGAUCCAAGUGAAUGGCUGUUGAUUGAGAACACUUACAAGCACUACACCGAUUUGAAGAAAAGUGAAGUUGAUGAUCCUUUUCUUAGAAAGCACACAGUUUACUUAUCUGAAAUGGGCGUUGACGCCAUGGUAGAGUUGUAUGAAACCAUAGUUUCUUUUCUCUUGGGAAGAUAUCCUCAGUAUUUCUCGGUCAAAGGGGAUAAGUUGUACAAUUCUCUGCGUGAUGAGUACAUUCCACUGGACCCAAAUAGUGUUGAGGAUAAAGAGAAUCUGGUUGCAUAUUUGGGGCAUACAGUCGAAGAAGACUUUGUCGUCUUACUACAAGAUCCUGACAACCACGAUGGAUCUGAAGAGUAUUGCUUGCAGGCUGUGUUUUUUGGGUUUGCUGCUGGUUUCGAUCCACUAGAGAGAUUUGGAGUUCCACUGACUUCCUUACAUGGCCCAGUUCCAGAUUAUAAAUCUAAGCUGAGACCUCAAAUGAACAGGUUCUUUGACAAGCUGAAGCCAUACAAGUUUGUCACCAGAAGCAAUUGGGCUAUACAGACUCACAACAAGAUUUUCACUAUGGGUGAUAAUAAAGGAAAGGAGGAUGAAGAGAUUGAGUCUCUCGACCCAGAUAAACUGGAUUUCAAAAGAGAGGUGUUCUUCAGAUCUGAAAGACAGGUUUUGACACGUCUGCCAAAGACUGGUGCCAUUAUCUUCACAGUGAGACAAUUCCUGGUUCCAAUGUCCGAUAUCAGGGACGAAGGUUUGGGCGAAGAGUUAAUUGGUGGAAUUGAGCUGAUGCAAGAACACAUAGGCCAGUACAAAAGACGUCCAGCCUGGGGGCCUGCUGUGUUAAGUUAUUUGAAAGGAGAAUCCAAUGGCUGUGAGAAGCCUGAUAUAGGGCCAAUUUGUAUUGGAAGACCAGAGUUAUAGUUAGCUUAGG
Messenger RNA from Williopsis jadinii, 1370 nucleotides. Its product is annotated as heme-dependent oxidative N-demethylase family protein. NCBI's taxonomy places the organism in Eukaryota, Fungi, Ascomycota, Saccharomycetes, Phaffomycetales, Wickerhamomycetaceae. The transcript has a single exon. The coding region runs from base 92 to 1360 and encodes 422 amino acids. The record is from RefSeq and is a predicted model, not a curated record.